AUGGUUACAACAAAACAUUGCUGCCAUGGAAAUUGUAAGAGUGACUCUCGAUACAGUGACCGGGACUACAUGAAAAAUGUUAUUUUUCUUCGAUUUCCGAAGCCACACCGGAACCUAGACAAAUGCAAGACGUGGGUUCAUGCUUGUGGACGACAAGAUUUCUCAGUGGAAAGUAUUAAGAAAGAUACAUACAUAUGCAGCAAACAUUUUGUUUCAGAAAAUGGGCCUUCCGAUGAGCACCCUGAUCCUAUACCGGCGACAUACAAUGGGGAGCAGAUUCAGCGUUUUUCUAGAAAAAGAAAACCUCCAAAACCAAUGGAUGUUUCAAGUGCAGCAAGUGGUCUACUGCUUCUUGCUACAGACACUAUGACAGAACCACAUACUACUGAAGCGAUUUGUAAUGGGACCCCAGUCAGUGAUUUAGCUGUAUCAACCACCCAACCUGCCAAUGGUCAGUGCACUCCAGAUUCGAGUAAGGACAAUAAAAUAGAGACAGUUGAUAAAGGUGUUCAAACAGACUUCAAGAGCCAGGAGAUUGACUUGCUCAUCCGUUUGCGAGUUGAAAACACAGUCCUCAAAAAUGAGUUAACACUACUGAAAAAUUCUGAUCACAUUUCCCCAACUUCAGUGGAAAAACGUUAUUUCAGU
This is a messenger RNA of Saccoglossus kowalevskii, 648 nucleotides long. RefSeq lists its product as uncharacterized. NCBI's taxonomy places the organism in Eukaryota, Metazoa, Hemichordata, Enteropneusta, Harrimaniidae. The record is from RefSeq and is a predicted model, not a curated record.